GAUUAUUUGAGUUACAUGAUGGCAUUUAUGCUAAGUCAGUUUGUAGGCUAACGGCAGGCCUCUUCGGCUGUUUCUUUCUUCUUCUUCUAAUUUUUUUAAAAAAAUUCUUUUAAUUUUAUUUUUGUUGGGGGCAGUUUGUUAGUAAACCUGCCGCUAUGGAGAGGCCAGCACUGUUUCUCAGGUUUAGUUUUAACGCUCAUUCUAGCCGUACUUUAGUUUCUAGACAUAUAGAAAUAUCUGCUAACUUUACAACUAGCUUUAGCAAGCUAGUCGGCUAUCUGUUUGUAUCCCCCACAGCAGCAGCAACACAGAGCGGCAGGAGUCAUAGAUCAUAGGCAAAACACGUGUGAAAUAGCACAUAGUAAUGUAAUGUGCAGUCUUCAAGGCAGAUGGACACUACAUUAAAUUAGUUUUAUUACGCUGAACUUGAAAAAAAAAUGUAUAGCAAAGUCGUGCGUUAUAUUUAGUGACAGAUCCACUGAAACCACCUUAAAUGCCCCCCUUCCCGUUAAGAUCGACAUCAUGGACAAGAUUUUGGAGGGCCUGGUGAGCUCCAAUCACUCUGUUCCAGUGAAGAAGGCCAUUGUGAAGAAGGUAGUGGAAGCAGCUGAGAGAGAAGUGACAGAGGAUCAGUGUCAGGCACUAUUCACACUCACCACCCGCCUCAUCUUGCUCGGUGAAGAUGCCUUCCAGAAGCAAAUUGGCUCCCAGGUUCUUGAAGCCUAUGCACGCUACCACCGCCCAGAGUUUGAGCGUUUCUUCAGCAAAGACUUCGUCCUCAGUCUGCUCCAGCAGGGCUACGGCCAGCUGGACCGCAAAGACCCCGCCAUAGUAGAAUACAUUCACUGCUGCCUGCGGUUGCUCAUCAGCUGCCCAUCGGUGCUGGAGAUUUUUAGUGUGAUCCAGGUGGAGGUUUUAAGGAUGGUGUGUGAACGACCUGAUCCCGCUUUCUGUGCCCGCCUGAGCACUUUGCUGUCAGACUUUGUGCAGUGCAUCCCAAGAGAUAAGUCGGGUAUUCUGUUCUGCCAGCAGCUGGUGAGGACCAUCAGUUCCUUCCACUGCUUUUCUAGCCAAGAGCAGGAACUGAGAGAGUAUGUUGGUCAGGUGACGAAAGUUAGCGCGCUGCUACAGAACAUCUGGAAGGCUGACCCAGCCACGCUGCUGCCCUCACUCCAGGAGGUCUUUGCUAUUAUCGCCUCUACAGACCCUUCCUUUGACCCAGCCAUUGCACUGGCCAGCCUGGUCCAGCAUAUCCCUGUCCAGAUGAUCACAGUGCUUAUCAAGAGCCUCACCACAGACCAGAACGUCAGAGACGCAAACAUGACUAAAGCACUCUGCAGGAUGAUUGACUGGUUAUCUUGGCCUCUUGCCCAACAUGUAGAUACCUGGGUCAUCGCUCUGCUGAAAGGCCUGGCUGCUGUUCAGAAGUUCACUAUCCUCAUAGAUGUCACUCUGCUUAAAAUUGAACUGGUAUUCAGUCGUCUGUGGUACCCCAUUGUGCGUCAGGGGGCGCUGGCCGUGCUCUCUCACAUGCUGCUGAGUUUCCAGCACUCUCCCGAGGCCUUCCAUUUGGUUGUUCCACAUGUAGUAGAUCUAGUUCAGUCCUUAAGGACAGAUGGGCUUCCCACUAGCAAAGCGUUCCUGCUGCAGUUCACUGAGCUCAUACACUGCAUGAUGUAUCAGUACUCUGGCUUCCCUGACCUUUAUGACAACAUACUGGAGGCCAUCAAGGAUCUACCAAAAUCUGCAGAAGAGAAGAUCAAGCUGGUGUUGAAUCAAAGUGCCUGGACGUCUCAGUCCAACUCGUUUGCCUCUGGUCUGCUGAGGCAAGCUAAGUCUGAGACGGGCAAAACAGGCUUAGUCAACUUGGGGAACACCUGCUACAUGAACAGCAUCAUCCAGACCCUUUUUAUGGCCACAGAUUUCAGGAGGCAUGUUUUAUCAUUGCAUCUAAACGGUUCCAACACACUAAUGAAAAAGCUUCAGCUUCUCUUUGCUUUCCUCGCACACACUCAGAGGGCGGCCUAUGCUCCCAGAAACUUCUUGGAAGCGUCUCGCCCCCCCUGGUUCAACGUGGGUUCUCAGCAGGACUGUUCAGAGUACCUCAGAUUUCUUUUAGACAGGUUACACGAGGAGGAGAAAACCCUUCAGGCACUGGAUUCAGCUGAACCAAAAGCUGCCUCCCCAGCUGACACGAGCUCCAAAGACCCUGCAACAACGUCUGCUCAGGAAGACAAUGAACAGACCAUUUUGCCUCUAGCAGAGGCCAAACCUGGAGAUGACACAAGGACUUUGAUAGAAAAGAUGUUUGGAGGGAAGCUAAUCACGAGCAUUUGCUGUAUGCUGUGCAACUGCAUCUCUGAGAAAGAAGAACCUUUUACAGACCUCUCUUUGGCCUUUUGUCCAGGUACCACUUUACAGGAUGGCCCUCAAACACAAAGGCAAUCAGAAGAGCCCAAAGCUCUCUGUCAGGGAUCUGUCAAUGGUGGCAGCGAAGCUCCUGAGCCAAGCUCGGCCAAAGCUCCAGCUAGCAAUGCCCAUUUUGUGCCAGUAACAAAUGAGCCUCCUCUCUCCGUGCCUGACCUGGUGAAUUAUUUUCUGGCUCCGGAAAUCCUCGACGGAGACAAUGCCUAUUUCUGCGAGAAGUGUAGCUCCCUCCAGCGGGCAGAGAAGACCAUUAAAGUGGUGUCUGCCCCUGAAUACUUGAUUCUCACUCUGCUGCGAUUUUCAUAUGACGCCAAAUGCCAUGUCCGUAGGAAGAUUCUUGAUAAUGUCACCAUCCCACCGCUGAUCAGACUUCCUGUACAUGACCCUUCCGUACCUACACAGUGUUCUUCUUCAACCUCGUCUCCUUUGCAAGUGGAUUCUCCUGAGAGCAGCGAGAAUCUGGCCAAGAAACUCAAAUCAUCGCAACACGAUGAGGAAGAGGAGAAGGCAAGGAUAGAUGGAGCAGAGGAGAUGAGCAGGGCGAUUCAGUCGGUCCCCUAUGUCCUCAGCUCGGUCGUAAUACAUUCUGGUAUAUCGUCAGAGAGCGGCCACUAUUACUCUUAUGGUCGUAAUAUUAAUGGAACAGAUGGGGCACAGCAUCCAGACAACCAGUACAGCAUCAAAGAGGAUUUAGGGAACGCCCAGGCCGAGUCCAACCUCUACACCUGCUCAGCUCCCUCGCUUCCACGUGGACAAAACGAAACGCUGCCUAAUAGUAGCCAGGAGGCAAAAGAUUGGCUGCUCUUCAAUGAUAGCAGAGUAACGUUCACAUCUUUCCAAUCAGUGCAAAACAUUACUAAUCGCUUCCCCAAGGACACCGCUUAUGUGCUCAUGUACAGGAAACAGGAGCUACCAGGGCAAAGCUUAAAUGGGGGACUAAUGGCAAAUGGAAUGAGACUGAGUGCCGAGCCUCCUCUGCAGAAAGAACUACUGGAUGCUAUUAUCAAAGACAACAAGCUCUAUUUACAGGAGCAGGAGCUCAGCGCUCGGACCCAGGCUCUUCAGGCCCCAUCAUCCUCCUGCUCAUUCAGGCCCAACGGUUCAGAUGACAAUAACCCACCGGGGAGCUGCGGUCCAUCUGGAGGAGGAGGAGGAGGAGGAGGA
Molecule: messenger RNA, 3591 nt
Organism: Haplochromis burtoni (Burton's mouthbrooder)
Lineage: Eukaryota; Metazoa; Chordata; Actinopteri; Cichliformes; Cichlidae
Gene: usp38
Product: ubiquitin specific peptidase 38
Biological process (GO): protein deubiquitination; protein-containing complex assembly; mitochondrial protein processing
Cellular component (GO): membrane; m-AAA complex
Molecular function (GO): ATP hydrolysis activity; zinc ion binding; metalloendopeptidase activity
Source: RefSeq, a predicted model, not a curated record